AAGGUAGUAGGUAAUAAGACAAGUUUUGAUUUCUGGGCCCAGAGCCAUCUUUUUCUAUCUGGGCCUAAAAGCAGAAGUGGGCCGACCAAGUGGUGUUGUUAGUACUGGGCUGCAAUUUGCAGAGGCACCGGAAUGGUCGAGGCCGGCGGCGCAGAUCCGGCGAGCGGCGGCGGCGGAAGCUGAUGGCUCCCUUCCUCCGGUCUCCCAGUUGCUUUUCCCCCAUUUUCUCCGCUGUAUCCGCCGCUCGCCGGCGGGGAGGGAGGUCCGGAGGAAGUGAAAUGGCGGCAGUCGCAGCGGUAGCGAUGGGGGUCAAGUCGGGGAUAGUACUGCGGCGGCGGCGGCGGCGGCGGCGGUGGUGAGCGUGGCCGGCACUCGAGGAGGGCGCUCCACGGGGGCAUGCUUGCUGGGUCGGCCAUGGCCUUGGCGUCUCGCUCAAUGGGACUCCAUGGUGCGAUGUGGAGCUCUCUGUUUCUCUGAUUCAUCGCGGUAAAAUUUUCGCAGCUCAGUCCGAUCUCCUCUUUUUUUUUUCAAAAAAAUAUAUAUUCCGGUGCAUUUCUCCUCAAAUCAUGAAAUAAUGGGAUAGGGACAGUAAUCCUAGAUUAUCGAAUGGAGUAAUGGACAAACAAAUCAUGGAAGGGAACAGCAGUUUUGACUUUUGAUUCAAUGGUUUUCUUUUUUAUGUAACUCGAAUAGUUUUCUGGUAUAUCCAGAUGGAUGAGCAAGUACAGAUCCGACACCUAUACCUGCCAUAUUCAGUCUGCUCAUGUGAAAGCUGGACAUAUGAUUUUUUUUUUCUGUGAUUGCUUCCAACACCAUUGCAGUAUUACAUUAAAACUGCUUUGGUCAUAGAUGCAGAGUGUAGCAAGACAGCUCUGCCAGAAUUUUUUAUUCCGUGGCAAACGCCAUAUUUUAGGAAGUGUGUUAAAAAUAAAGACUCAUCAUUCAUCAAGGCCUCUACCGCGGGAUGCGUGGUUCAAUUUUAUAAUCGCUAUAUCGAAUUGGAGGUAAUGGAGGAACUUGGCCUAUGACAACUUGCCAGUUUCCAGAUCCCAGUGCUGCCUUCUCGGCUCAAGGUCUUGCCUAGAGUUCUCUCCAUCUGCCCGAGCUGUGGAUAAUACGCCAUGAGAAGCUGCUGAAUUCUGAAUGGGUCAAAAGCAGAGCACACAUUGUCAACACCAUUUUAACUGACACAAGAUUGUCAGGAAAUCAUAACAAGGUCCAAAUAGAUAGAUAAACAUUGCUGUGGACCGCAGCAAGGUUGCCAAGCACAAGCUGAAGCAGGGUCUGCGGUUAAUUUUGACUACACACUUUUCUGUGGGAAAACUAAAAAUGAGUCCUGGUGCUCUUAUUGCAAACUUUCUUAUCAAAUGGAAUCUGGAGAGCUAUGUCUUGCUUCGCAUCCGAGUCAUAAUGGGAAUCCUCACCAUCCUCUAUCUGAUGUUCUUCUUCUCAAGCCUUUUCUUCACCCGUAUAUACAGAUCCAUGGUGAACUUCCUGGAUCCUGUGGCUGACGCCACCCUUGUAUACAUUAUGGGGGCUAUGCAAGCUGCACCUUUAAAUAACCAGCUGUUCCCAGUCUGGGCCCUUAUACUGGUUGGUCUCCGCUCUAGCAUCCAUGGCCGCUCUAGUUCUGGAAUGUUUUUUGAGCUGAGAAAUGUGUUGAAGCUUUUAGUUGUGGCAUACAUGAAUUUAACACGUGGCUCCAAAUUGUGGCGUUUUCCAUUUUGGUUCUUUUGGGGUCUUCUGGUACUUCAGUGCUUCUACAAGAUUCUGGUGCGCCAUAUAGCAUCCAAGUCCUUGUGGAAUGGUCGUAGUUCAGAACUUCUUCAGGAGUACAUGGGUGCCAAUGGUAACAAGAGCAACUUUAAUCCUGAAAUAUGCAACCCAGAGACUAUGGAAGGAUACAAGUACUUGGUUUAUGGAGAGUUACAGAAAAGCCGAAAGAGUGCACACAUUCUAAAAGUUGAAGACUUGAAGUCCCUAGUUACCUUGGACAAGAUUUGGCGAUGUGAUAGUGCCUUGCUGCUAACCUCCAUCAACAUGCAGGGGAACAACAUGAAGGACAUGGCCCUGGCAUUUGCAUUAUCUCGGUUGCUCCGGUGUAGGCUGGAAGGAGCAACGUUGCAUGAAGCUACUGUUUCCAUGACCCGAAAGCUAAUCAGCAAGAUGAUCCUCUCAGAUAGUGCUGACAAGGUACUGUUCGGUAUCCUGGAGCUGGAUGUCAGGUUCCUCCGGGAUUCCCUCCACUCCAGUUAUCCUAUGGUCUUCUGCAGAGGGCUUCUUUCGCUCUUCUUCACUCUUCUGCUGUCUUUGGUGAAGUUUUUCAUGGCUACAUGGCUUUUUGUAGAUGUCAAUAUGGUGCAUGUCCCAAAAUCAGUACGAGACAGGCCCUCGGGCCCGUUUUAGUUAUUCGCUGCACUCAUUUGGUUACGAUUCAGGUAUCACUGCAGCAGCCAUGUACAUAGUAAUGAUUGAUGAGAUUUUUAGGAUGCUCGGGUACUUCCUAUCAAGGUGGGCAAAACUAAUAGCCAUGUGCAACUUUGUGAAUUUCAGAAACAGAUGGCUGAAAUAUGUCAUUGUGAAUACACCUGCCAGAUAUGGGGAAAGAACUAUAGUUAUACACCAGCAUGCCUUCCUGCAAACGUUCAGCUCAAGCAUCUCGGGGUGGAAAAUAUUCUCUUGUAUUUUAGAAAGAAAUCAAAAUGCAAGAAUGGUUUGGUCAGAAGGAAAAAUGAAUGACAGUAUGGCCAAGAAUGUGAAGGCAGCAGUAAUUCAAGCACUCCGCUCCAUGGAUCUCGAGGGUCAUCUUUUGUCAAGAGACCUCCCUUUGUCUCGUGUCAGUGACAGAGCAGAGCGUUAUUGGUUGGCAUGCCUUGCAGAGGUACCAACAUGCUCCCGUGUUAUUCUGGUCUGGCACAUCGCAACAAGCCUAUGUGAGAUCAAGCUUGCCAAUGACCAUAAAAUCAACUUAACAACAAUGUCAAGAUUAUCAUCGUUUCUGGUGGAUGAAAAAGCUCUUACAGGUGAGCUUCAAAAGGCAUACACAGUGUCAAAUUGCUUAUCAUGGUACUGUAUGUACCUGCUGGCUUCAAAGCCCAAACUGCUCCCAGAAACCAUUUUGAUGUCCAAGAAGGCCUUUCAAGAUGCUGUUCAGUGUGCUCAUGAAAUGCUCAGUGAUUGUCACUCCUGGCAGAGCAUAUACAACAAGCUUAUGAAAGAGGCGCAGAAAGCUCUUGUUCAAGGUACGCAUGGUCUAAAUCUGAGUGGAAACAUAUUGCAACAAGGUGCUAUACUGGCUAAUGAACUCAUCAAGAAGGAGGACCAAAAAUGUCGUUGGGAGAUCCUAUCUGAUGUGUGGGUUCACUUGCUUGUGCACAUUGCUCCCAGUUCUGACGCAGCAGCUCUUGCCGAGGACCUCAAAUCCGGUGUCGAGUUCGUAACCGUCAUCUGGGCUUUGUUUUGCCACUGUGGCAUCGAGAAGAGCAAAUUAUGGCAACAGCAGAAGAGUGCAAAUUUCAGGAACAGCACUCCUGGACCAUCUAAUCAGAGCAGUGAUGUGUCUACCCAUGUUCAGGACACAGUCAGCUCUAGUCCACCUGCUGCUCGAUCUUCAGAAAUUCAUGUAGAGGCUAGUCCUACUUCUGGUAUGUCCUGAAACCUGAAUUGCUGAUGGCUGAUGCUCUGCUCCCCUCAUGGUUUCAGUUUUGUCGGUAAAAUUUGCAUCUCAUCAUGACAUUUGAACACUAGUAUUUGUUUCUUGUGUGAAUGUUUUCUGUGUUGUGAUUGUAACAGGGGAAUGCUCUUGAUGCAAUAUUAUGUGUUAUGCACUUUUUAGAGCGCCA
Messenger RNA from Oryza sativa Japonica Group (Japanese rice), 3842 nucleotides. RefSeq lists its product as uncharacterized. Lineage: Eukaryota; Viridiplantae; Streptophyta; Magnoliopsida; Poales; Poaceae. The record is from RefSeq and is a predicted model, not a curated record.